GAUGCAUUAGCAAUUCUCUGUUACUGUCAAGUUUUAGCUGAUUAGGAACAAAAAUCGAACGGCAAACUCGAAGGAUUAGCCAGAAGCAGUGAGCAGAGGAGCUAGAACUUGCUUUCCUCCCAGAAUAACGGUUCGAUUUCUCGAUCUCCGUCUGUUCUCUUUCGUGUUGAUCAGCUUAUUCUGAGAAGAAGAGCUUUGUACGUAGCUUAUAUCGGAAGUCUAAUAAUUUGAUGAUAUCUCCUGCCUAGCAAACUACACCGCUCAACAAUGAUAAUAUAAAGGAUUCAAUCCCAUUAGACCCGUAUGUUUACCAACAAGCAGAGACAAGAAGAAAGAAUUGGGAAAUAUGGAACCCCAAGGUUUCAAUACCUCCAGGAACUAGUGGGUCACUUUCAGAAUGCCACUGAUGAAGAAACAAAAGAGAAACUUGCUGCAAAUUUAGCAAACUUUGCCUAUGAUCCUUACAACUAUACCUUCUUACGCCAGCUCAAUGUAUUAGAACUCUUCCUGGACUGCAUGACGGAACCAAAUGAGAAGCUUGUGGAAUUUGGAGCAGGAGGGAUCUGUAACUCUUCUGUUGAUCCAGUAAAUGCAGCAAUUAUCGUUCACUGUAGCGGUAUCCCUCUUGUCAUAAAUUGUCUAUCAAGCCCAGUUAAAAACACUUUUUUUCAGGUAAAUUAUGCUCUUGGGGCUCUCUAUUAUCUCUGCAAUGCAUCUACCAAGGAAGAGAUUUUAAAGCCUGAAGUGGUUGAUGUAAUCAAGAGAUAUGCUGCAGCUGAAGCUGUAAGUUUCAGUAACCUAGCCCAGGCAUUCUUGGACAAACAUCUUUGAACACAGGAUAGGAGUGGAACUAGCCUGCUUUGUAUUUGCUGUGACUCUAUUAGAUUCUUGCAGAUAAUUACCUAAUUCUUGUUUUUUACUCAUUCAUCAUUCUUCUAAAAUAGAUUUUCUAAGUUUACAA
Messenger RNA from Tripterygium wilfordii, 961 nucleotides. RefSeq names its product armadillo repeat-containing protein 7. The transcript is spliced from 8 exons. The coding region runs from base 304 to 831 and encodes 175 amino acids. The record is from RefSeq and is a predicted model, not a curated record. NCBI's taxonomy places the organism in Eukaryota, Viridiplantae, Streptophyta, Magnoliopsida, Celastrales, Celastraceae. Gene Ontology annotation, molecular function: protein binding.